GUCUCGUUUUUUGGUUUUCUUCCAUCAAUUUAGUGGUUAUCUCAGCCAUUGGAAUCGUUUAGCUAACGAAGUGAUUAACUAAUUAGUCAAAAAUUAGGCGACACUCAAACGAGUGUCUGGUCAAGCGGUUCCGGAUACGUUAAGAGCAAUAGUUUAGUUGGUUACUAAGCGGUAAUCCAACAAAGAGCGGCACAAUGCCCGAACAACGCAAUGAAGCAGGUGGAGGUGGAGGUGGUGGUGGCGGCGGCCCUAAAUCAGGUCAUGCAGCAGCAGAGCCAGGUGAAGGGCAGCCCUUGCUGGCCGCGAACAAUCAAACCGCGAAUGCCGGGCAACCGCAGCAAGAACAGCAGCGGCAACCGUCGAAGUUGGAAUCGUUUUUCGCUAUCACAAAGUCGCUGAUUGUGCGUGCUUUGAUUAUCUAUUUCAUUUCAACGAUCUUCCGACGACCGGGUCAGAAUGCCGAGAAUGAAAAGUACAAUGAUGCCGUCAAGAACAGGCUUGUGGCUUGGAAUCUGUUCGACAAUGAAACAGUGUUCGAUUUGUAUGUGUACGUUUCGGAGGAUCCAACGGAGGUUGAGUUUGGUAACCCGAAUGCGCUUGUGUGGCUGCAGGAGGGCCUGCGGUACGGCGAUUGGUACGGUGGGCCGAAUGGCGAUGGGACUUUUACGCUUAAAACCCAGAUUAAGGCGUCGGAACGGUUGAUGAAUAAUGGGUCGAUUUAUUUGCACACCUACGUAACGAAGACCGGACAAAGUCCUAAUCCGGCGGCCGGGGCCGACUUUGCUGGGAAGUAUAUGGGACAUGCCAGCGCCAUGUUGAGCAAGUACAAAAAGAUUAAGAAAGUUAGAACGCACAAUCUGCUGGCCGGAGAGAAGGAAAAAUUCGAGAAAGAGUUGGAUAGCGCGCUGCUGGAGGAUCGAAUUGUGGCUCACUGGCAUCCGAAUUUGACCAUCAAUCUGGUGACGGAUCAAACUACCUGGAUCAGGGGGUCGGUGCCGGCACCGUUGGAUGAGUACAUUAAGUUUUUGCCCGGUGGGCAGACCUAUUUGCCGGUUGUGUUCUACAAUGACUACUGGAAUAUGUUGAGAGAUUAUAUGCCUAUCAACAGCACGACGCCGGUUCUGGAGCUGAACUUGAACUACCAGCCACUGUCUCUGUUCAAAUGGCAACUAUAUGCUGCGCAAACGAUGCGAAACAAAUGGACGAAUAAUAUUUUCGGAGAAGCCUUAUCGGGAGGCUCGGAAUCCGAUGAAGAUCAAGACUCACUCAAGGAGACCCUACUCGAGACGAAUGCUUACCUUCUAGGUCUUACGAUUGCCGUUUCUAUUUUGCACAGCGUUUUCGAACUUCUCGCAUUUAAGAAUGAUAUUCAGUUUUGGAACAAUCGAAAAUCGCUGGAAGGACUCUCGGUUCGUUCGGUGUUCUUUAACGUUUUUCAAUCGCUGAUUAUAUUUCUUUACGUUAUGGAUAAUGAGACGAAUAUCAUGGUUAAAAUGAGUUGUUUCGUUGGUCUUUGCAUCGAAGUGUGGAAGAUCCAGAAGGUCAUUAAUAUUAACAUAACGCGAGAGCAUCUGGUUUUCGGAUUUUUGCCACGGAUAAGCUUCUCCGAUAAGGGCUCGUACGUCGAUUCCAGCACCAAGCAGUACGAUAAUCUCGCCUUCAAGUAUCUCAGCUGGUUGUGCUUCCCGCUGCUGGUGGCCUACGGCCUUUACUCCGUCAUCUAUCACGAGCACAAGGGCUGGUACUCGUUCGUGCUGAACAUGCUUUACGGUUAUCUGCUCACGUUUGGCUUCAUCAUGAUGACGCCGCAGCUAUUCAUCAAUUACAAAAUGAAAUCGGUGGCCCACCUGCCGUGGCGCAUGAUGUCCUACAAGUUCCUGAACACCUUCAUCGAUGACAUCUUUGCCUUCGUGAUCAAAAUGCCAACCAUGUAUCGGCUCGGGUGCUUCCGCGAUGAUAUCGUCUUCAUUAUCUUCCUCUACCAACGUUGGAUCUACAAGGUGGACACAAAGCGCAUCAACGAGUUUGGCUUCUCCGCCGAAAUGCUGGAGAACCGUGACGCAGAAGCGAAACAAUCGAACGAGCUGACCGACGGACCUGCUGCUGCUAACGGUUCCGUAACACCCCCCACCGCUGGUGGAACCGGAGGAACGUCCUCGGACGAAAACAAAAGUCAACCAUCAUCGCCGAACGGCGCUCGAAAGCGUAAAAACAAAAAAGGCUCACCCAGCAGCCCGAAGCCGGCGGCCACACCACCGACGGGCGGGAAAAAGCUGGACUAAGGACAGCCAACUUCUAGCCAAUAAGCUAUUUAAACGCAAAACACGUGCGCAAAUCGGCGUGCUGUGUCCCUACAUAUGUAAAACUAUUUAAAAAUUAUGCUGUUGUAUUUUUGUCUAAACAUUAGAAAACGGUAAUCGGCAAACCCGCAGGUUCUGUUUCGUAGCUACAAGUAGAGUUUAAGUAGUGACACUUUUCGAUACGAUAGGCUUCCUAGCAAAGAUUACCACUGCUGUAUUGAUACACACAAAGAAGCAACCGACCGAUAUUUCAUGAAAAAAAUGAUCUUACUAACCCAUCACUGCAUUGACGGACGGAUAAAUAUUAUAUCAUUUAAUGUAACAGAAUACCUAAAUAGACAGAUGUGAAGAGAUAAACGAUUCCAGCAGCCCAGGUUGGGCGUGCAGAGCGAUACGAAUAAAAUAUGA
Sabethes cyaneus is the source of this 2708-nucleotide messenger RNA. RefSeq names its product putative lipid scramblase CLPTM1. NCBI's taxonomy places the organism in Eukaryota, Metazoa, Arthropoda, Insecta, Diptera, Culicidae. Gene Ontology annotation, cellular component: endomembrane system; membrane. The record is from RefSeq and is a predicted model, not a curated record. The transcript is spliced from 3 exons. The coding region runs from base 195 to 2282 and encodes 695 amino acids.